Messenger RNA from Hypomesus transpacificus, 1724 nucleotides. RefSeq names its product ovarian cancer G-protein coupled receptor 1. Lineage: Eukaryota; Metazoa; Chordata; Actinopteri; Osmeriformes; Osmeridae. Gene Ontology annotation, cellular component: membrane. The transcript has 3 exons. The record is from RefSeq and is a predicted model, not a curated record. Bases 303 to 1154 code for a protein of 283 amino acids. Gene Ontology annotation, biological process: positive regulation of Rho protein signal transduction; phospholipase C-activating G protein-coupled receptor signaling pathway. Gene Ontology annotation, molecular function: G protein-coupled receptor activity.
UGACCUGUGCCAAGGAAGGAUGUGCAAGAUAAAUGCAUGUUAAGUCGACAUAACCGUACAGCAGAAGACAAAGGCAAUCUCCUGGACAUAGCCUCUAUUGAUCCUGUUUUCAGGGGGGUCAAUCAGGAGUUCAGAUGUUUUUUCAACUAGAUUUAGAUCUACUGAAGCAACCGCAUAUGUUGACACAGGAAAUGAGUUAACCUACAGUACAACCCGCCAACCAACUUUCACCUGGAAAAUUGUGUCCACCAAAAGAAGUCCUUAUCUAAUUAGCAAUCAACUUAACAGCCAAUCAGCAGUAUAUGGGGUUCCUGGUUUCAGAGUGUGUCAACAACAACACCAACAGUACCACCCCUUUAGACCGGCUGGCUCACGUCAUUGGCUGGGUGACAUUUGCUGUGGGCCUUCCAGCCAUUGGAUUGGCAAUCUAUGCUCUAAAGCACAUGGCCAAAGGUAGGAAUGGAGUGCCUUUCCACAUCAUCAGCCUCCUUGUCUCAGAUAUCUUCAACUUCAUUGGCCGACCACAAGUCACCACACAAAGUGUCAUAUCCCCUGACAUGUCCAUGCUCAUCUUGUACUUUGGUGUUGUCUCAAACAUCACCUUCAUGGUGUGCAUAGCACAGGAGCGCCACCUGCAGACAGCCUGGCCACAGUGCCAGGGCUUUUUCACCAGAGUCAAAAGCACCGCCCUGUUCUCCAUGGUCAUGUGGGCGGCACCCUUCGCCAUCCUUGCUCUCGCGGUGCUCAAAUACUAUUUCUGGUUCGCUGUGACCCUGCUCCUCCCCUUCCCCCUCCUCCUCUUCUUCCUCCUGGACUCGUGGCGAGCUUUCCUCUGCUGCAGACUCUCUCCCACGCCGGAGAUGAAAAGAACCGUGGUUUCCUUGGCAAUCAUCCUAACCAAUUACACCCUGUUAUUCCUCCCCUUUGUGCUGAACAUCCUACUGGAGUCAUUGUGUUUUCUAGAGGAGGUGCACUACCUGGGGCUGGUAGCCAACAUGCUGCUGUACCUAACCCCCCUGGUGGACCCCUUCCUCUAUAUCUUCAUGACUAAAGGACCCAAAGAGUUGGCGAAGGCCCUGUCCUGUUGCAGGAAAAGAGAGAUGGAUCACCCAGAAACCAUCAGCACUGUGUCUGAGAUUGUCACAAGACUCUGAAAAUUUGUAUCAGACAUUCAUGUUUAACUAGCUAGCUACCUAAUUAACCCUAACACAUUUCCAUUAACCUGGCAGAGACAUUGGUUCCUAGGUCUUAGUGUUUUACUUGUAAUCAAAAGGCUUGAGCAACAUUCUGGACUGCUCUGCAAAAGGCCUGAGAUUGUGUGUUUUGGAUGUGAAUUAGUUUCAUUAUAUUUUGAUUGAAUUUGUAUUUAUAUUGGGAAACCACAAAGACUGUGGCUCGAUAUACCCCAAAGACUGUGGUUCGAGAUACCACAAAGACUGCGGCUUGUGUGUUCUGGAUUACCGCAAAGACUUCGGCCUGUUUUCAGAGGGGAGCCUGUCAGGAGACGCCCAUAUAAGCCUGUGUCCCAGCAUGUGUGCACGUACCGAGACGUGCACUACCAGACAGUCCGCCUGCCUGACUGACCCCCCAAUGUCGACCCCUUUGUCACCUUGCCCGUAGCGCUGAGCUGUGAAUGCAACAUGUGCACCAUGGACACCUCCGACUGCACCAUCGAGAGUCUGAAGCCAGACUUCUGCAUGACCCAAACGGCUUUUGAGCCUGCC